CCCCGCGGGUUCGAGCCCCGCCGCCCCGGUCCGCCCGAGGGCGCCCCCGGGCGCGUGCUCUGAGCAGAGCCGCACCUCCCGGCUUGCCGCCCGCCCCCUGAUUCCCGCCGCCGCCGCCCGGAGGAGAAAGGAAGCCGGAGCCUCCGCUCCAGGUCCCCCGGCGCGGGCGCUGCGGAGAGCUGCGGGCUUGGGGAGGAGGAGGAGAACGCGGUGAAUGAGUGCCCGCCUCGCCUCCGAGUUGUGUGAGUUGGCGGCGCCGCGCCCCGGCUUCCGGCUCUCGGCGCCCCACGCGCUCGCGGCUCCCGCGGCUGCAGCCCACGCCCGCGCCAGGAGCCCCAGCUCACCGCUCCGGGGGAGCCGAGGCUCCCGAGCUCCCGGCCCGGCCCCAGUCCAGCGGAAAGCAGGGGUGUCCCCUGGCAGAGGCGCACGGCCGCGCGCUCUCCCGCUAGCUCCGUGGCCCUUCGGUCUCUCCAUGGCCUCGCAUCAGCAAUCCCGGAUCCAGGCUUACCUGGAGAAGAACAGGAUCGGUCCGCUGUUUGAGGAAUUAAUGACCAAGUUAAUAACUGAGACACCUGACCAGCCAAUCCCAUUUCUCAUUGACCAUCUUCAGUCAAAACAAGGAAACCGUGGGCAACUUCAAAGAACCUUAUCUGGAUCUGCAGCUCUCUGGGCAGAAAGUGAAGCAUUAGAACAUAAAGGAACAAGAAGAGAUUUCAGAAACUAUGAUAAACCCUGGCAGUUAAGUGCAAAGAAGCCUAAAAAGUCAAAAAGUGACCUUGCUGUGUCUAAUAUUUAUCCACCAUCUCCAGAAUCAAAAUCAUUGCCAAGGUCAGUAGAUCAUCCUAAGUGGAACUGGCGGACUAAACCAGAAAGCCGUGAUUUUGAUGAAUUGAACCACAUCCUUCAAGAGAGCAAGAAACUGGGAAAAGCCCUUGAGAAUCUCUCUCCAAGUAUUGCAAUUUCAGAUGAACUCGAUAAGGAAACCAUGGCAUUUAGUUCUUCUCUUCUGAGACCUCGUGUGAUUGGCGAGUGGAUUGGUCGAGAAGAGAACGAUGCUGACCCAUUGGCCGCUGAAAUGCUACAGCCCCCAGUUCCCAGAAGUAAAAAUGAACAAUGGGAAAAUGAAGACAGUAGCUCUAGCCCUGCAGGAAGCUUAAAGGUGGAGCUCAAGACUAAAGGAUUAAAACAACAGCAACAGCAACACAAGAAACUUCUGGCAGCCAUGCUUUCUCAAGAUUCUUUUGAGUCUGUCCAUAGUCCCACCCCAUCUGUAACAGAAGAAGAUAUUGAUAAUGAAGAUGAUGCAAUGGAAUUGCUGGGUAAUUUUAAAAAUUAAUAAUUUCUCUUUUUAUUCUCUGGCAUUGUAAAAGUGUGUAGUGGUUUAGAGAUUUUAAAGGUUUUGAGUGGUUUUGUCAUAGGGUAAAGAAACUAUUUAACGUACACUUUUCAUUAGACUUUCAUGGAGUUGCAUGUGAGAAUUAAGUUGAAAUUAACUCAGCAUGUAAAAUAUUUAUCAGACUGUAUUUUGUGCUUUGUAUAGGCAGAACUUACCUUCUCCCUGCUUAAUCAGUCUUUAUUCUCUGUGCAAUUGUGAUACAAAUUCAGGUCUGUCUGCUUUAUUCUCUGAUUAUUACUGCCUUGAUCACAUCUUCUGUCUAUACAAUAUAUCCAGAGUACCUAUUUCAGAGUUCAUUCCAAUAUGUCUCCCUGUUGUUUCAAAGAUAUUUUAGAAAAAGCAAGUUAAGCUUAAACAGGCACAUAGUAAAUUAAUGUUAGUAUGUCUUCCAUAAAUGACAGGAAAGUUUGCAGAGAUUUCAAUGUUUUUAUAGUCUUAUUACUUUUAUGGAAACCUUAUUGAUGUUGUAUAUAUAGGAAGUCCUUUUGUAUCUUUUAAUGAAGUAGAUGUCUAUUUUUGUUUCAUCAGAAUCUCUGCAUAGUAGUUUUUUUAAAAAUUGAACUUCCUUUUGUAAAACCAUUUUUUCAAAGAAGAAAAUGAAAUUUUAUUUCAGAGAAAAUGAUCCACAUAUAAAACAGAGUUUUUAGUUCAGUGAUAUUAUCUAUUCUAUUCUAAAUAAUUAGAACAGUUUUCAAAUAUUUUGUGACAUUAUCCUAGGAAAUGAAAAAAUGAUAAAAGUCAUUUGAAUUUUUCAAAUAAGUUUUACAUAUAGAAAAAGGACCCCCAGAAAUAUACAGACUUUUUUAAAUAUUUUUUUUUCUAAACUAGCUUUCUGGGUUUUAAGUGUUUAUGGCAGUAAGAUACUGUUAUUGUAAUAAAUGAUAUAGGUUUCCAAGGAUAGGCUUACAAAGUGUUAUUUAGUUAGUGAUGACAGGUUCACUGAUGUCGUCUGAUGUUAUAAUAACUGCAUUCAUUCGAAAAUUUAGAAGACUGUGUCAUGGCAUUUUCGCUUCAUGCUGUCCAUCUUUUUUAAAAAAGAACUGUUAAAUUUUGUUGCAUUUUUUAAGGGGUCUCAUUUCCCACCAGAUGUGCCAGAUGCGGUGGCUGUACCUUCAUCCAGCUUCCAUUCAGCAAACCUUUACUGAAUGCUAGGCACUGGGCUUAGUCCUGGGGAUGUAAAGAUAAUUGUGGUUUCAGUGUAUGUUCAAGUGUUCAAAAUGAAAGUACAAAUACAUCACUCAGUUUUCACUUCAGGUGCUUAAAUUUAGUUAAGCACAGAGUCGUACAUAGGAAUAGCAUCCAGUGCAGAAGUAGGGGCCAGUGAUCAAGGAAUGCUUUCUAGAGAGUCUUAUUCCUCUGCUAAGUCCCGGAGGAGAAGCGGAUGGAGUUUGGCAGGCAGAGUGUGGUCCUGACCCUUGCGGGUUUGCUGAUGCAGGAAUGGAUUCUUGUGGUGCUCCAUGACACUGCCUAUAUGCUGUUCCUCUGCCCUCAUCGGUAGCAGUGAAGGAGGCAAGUCUGGAAUAGCGACUGUUCAUGGAUGUGGCCUGUGUGACAUCAGUGUUGAUGAAUCGGUACGUGGGUAAUUGGUUGUACAGAUAUCCUUCUGUCUCAUCCCUUUCCUUUAAAUGACAGCUCACAGUCAGUUGAUACCCAUAUGAAGUUAGUUUUACUCUAUCUUGCAGAGAGUAUCUUUUGAAGAAAUCCAGGCAUUCUCUGAAUCGCUUUGAGAUUCCUGAGAACAUCAGGAAUGUCUUAUCAGAAUGGUUGGUUGGUGUUCAGUUGCUCAGUCGUGUCU
Odocoileus virginianus texanus is the source of this 3191-nucleotide messenger RNA. Lineage: Eukaryota; Metazoa; Chordata; Mammalia; Artiodactyla; Cervidae. The record is from RefSeq and is a predicted model, not a curated record.